Molecule: messenger RNA, 823 nt
Organism: Rana temporaria (common frog)
Lineage: Eukaryota; Metazoa; Chordata; Amphibia; Anura; Ranidae
Gene: EBPL
Product: EBP like
Exons: 4
Coding region: 72-701 (209 amino acids)
Biological process (GO): sterol metabolic process
Cellular component (GO): endoplasmic reticulum; membrane
Molecular function (GO): cholestenol delta-isomerase activity
Source: RefSeq, a predicted model, not a curated record
CGCCCCGCCUCCUCCGUAUUCCAGCCGCUGCCCGCAGUAUAGUAUACUGUGGUAUAGCGAUAUUGGCAGCUAUGGCGGACGGAGCGGCUCCGGCACUGCUGAGCUCGGUGACCUUGUACUCCUUGGCGGCCUGUGCGGCACAGCUGGCACUGGGCUAUGUCCUGGCACAGCGGCUGGGGGGGAGGAGCUCCGCGACGGACAGAUGGGUGCUGGUGUGGCUCUUCUAUGAUGCUAUCGUACAUUUCACACUGGAGGGACCUUUUGUUUACAUGUCUCUAGUGGGAACGGUGGCCACUUCGGAGGGAGCGCUGGCCGCAUUGUGGAAGGAGUAUGGGAAAGCAGAUGAGCGUUGGCUGCACUCAGACCCCACCGUUGUAUCUCUGGAAAUCCUCACUGUAGUUGUGGACGGUUUGUUGGCUGUAGCAUUAAUUUAUGCCAUUGUGAAGGAUAAGUAUUACAGGCACUUUCUACAAAUCACACUGUGUGUAUGUGAAUUGUAUGGAGGAUGGAUGACAUUUUGCCCAGAGUGGAUAACUGGCAGCCCCUACCUUAACACCUCCAACUGGCUCUACCUGUGGGUCUACUUGGUGUUCUUCAAUGGCUUAUGGGUGCUCAUCCCUGGCCUAUUACUGUGGCAGUCCUGGUUGGAGCUGAAGAAACUUCAUGUCGGCAAAAGAAACCCUGGAAAGAAGUCUCGAUAACAAAUACAGCAUACUCAAAAUGUUAGGAGUUUUAAUCACUUAAUAAUAAUUUCCUUGUAACAUUUUAUUUUCGGGAAUGAAAGUAAUUUUUAUAUAUUUUUUAUAAACAAUUUACAAAUGUC